Ctenopharyngodon idella (grass carp) is the source of this 8502-nucleotide messenger RNA. It is a transcript of the gene myo1hb, whose product is annotated as myosin IHb. Gene Ontology annotation, cellular component: microvillus; cytoplasm; vesicle. The transcript is spliced from 31 exons. Gene Ontology annotation, molecular function: actin filament binding; microfilament motor activity; ATP binding. Gene Ontology annotation, biological process: vesicle transport along actin filament; actin filament organization. The coding region runs from base 3680 to 7129 and encodes 1149 amino acids. Lineage: Eukaryota; Metazoa; Chordata; Actinopteri; Cypriniformes; Xenocyprididae. The record is from RefSeq and is a predicted model, not a curated record.
UCAGUGAUUGACAGUGCUCUGAUCCAUUGGCAUUGAUGGUACCCUAGGCCAAUGGUGUUGGGGGAGCGGGGUUUCUGACCACUCUCACUGUCUUUGAUGGGUGUUUUUAUGGAAUAUUUGCAUUUAUUCACAUGUGAUUGGAUUAGCUACUCAUGUGCUGGACUGUCAUGAUUUUGGGGGGGAAUGUAUAUCUCAAGACAUGAAACUAAAAAUGCACUAGUGAAUUAAGUAGGGCAUCUGAACCAUACAUUACCUGAGGAAGGCUAGUACUUACACACUUUUACAGUAAUGAGGUAAACAUCCGCUGACUCAGGUUCCAUCAGAACCUCAAAUGACCGUCUUAGCAGUCGGAGGGAUUACACAUCUAUCAGUUUGUAAAAAUAAAACAGAGGCAAUUUUACACCAAAUGGGCUAUGAGCCACGGGCCACGUGUUGGUGAGUGGGUAGUAAUUAGCAGAAAACGGAUCCACCUAAUCAAAGAUCAGUAACUAGACUCCAACGAUGUAAUUUUGUGCAGAAGAAGGCAGGUAGGAGGGGAGGGAGUAGGGUGCUAGCUCAGGUUUCCACAGCCUUGUGUUACACAUGGUGGGGCAGCGGCCGCUAAGGAGAGGCGCUGAAUGAGAUCUUCUCUUGCUGCCCCUCCAUGAAUCAUUCAGCAUCUUGGAGCAGACCAAGAGCUGAGUUUAGUAGUGGUGCUUAAAGUGAAAUAAUGUCACAAGAGCUCUUCACCAUGGAUAGAAAUGUGAGAUAGAGAAAGAGAAGAACGGUGAGAAAGAAACAAAACGAGCAGAACUGAUCAGGACUGAAUGUGAAGUGGAUCACUCUAGAUGUGUCUUCUUCUGGUCUGAGUUUCCAUCAUGCCAGGGCAAACUGGGCACUGAAGGCCCUUUAAACUGAACACUGGACUAAUACUAGGAGAAUAAAGUUUCAUCUAUUCUGGAAAAAGCAAUGGAUAAUGAGGUAAUUCAGGAAUAUUUCAUGUGUCUGCUGAGAGAGCAGCUGAAAUAAUGUGUUUAAAAUGUGUAAAAUUUAAAUGCUUGUAGCAAUGCUUGUUUUUUUUUUGUUUUUUUUGACCUAUAAGAUUAAUUAGUAUUGUGUGUAUUACAAAUGUUUGUCUUAAGAUUGUUCUUAUCAGAUAAUUAACAGAAAAUUAGAUCAUAUGACAAGAAUAUUGGAAUGCUAAGUUAAUAAUACACACAAUACUACACAAUCACUAAUACUCUUUGUAUUUUUUACAUUACACUUUUAAUAUUUUAUGCAAAUGUGUCUCAAAACGUGACUGCAGAUGACAGUGAGAAUGCACAGAAAAAUAUUUUUUUUUUAAAAAAUGCUAAUUUAAAUUAUUUGGGGGCGGGGGCUGGGAGAAUAGAGUUCUCCCUCAUACUUAAAAAAUAAAUAAAUAAAUAAAAAAUUUAGAAAAUCCAGAAAACAGAGAAAUCCAAUUAAACUGUGUAAAUAGGUUCAAGAAGGUAAUUCAGCUGCAAAUAUUUGUCAAGACUUUGUGUAGUGAAGAAUGUGGGUCAGUGACCAAAGAUUAGUGUUAGCUUUUUCCGAAGUCUCAAGCCAUAUUGUGAGCUGAGCACUGGGAUCCUGUGACAUACUGGAGUUUUGGGACAAUAGCAUGGCCUCUCAGAUGAUGGUCAGUUAGCCAGAUAGACUUUCCUUCAACUCAAAAUCAGCUUUAAUGUCUCAGUGACUCACACUGAAAUACAACAGGAUGUAUCUAAUAACAUUGACACCAAAGUGGAAAUCUAAGUCAUCAUGGAAAUUAAACUGUAGGGUUUUUUUUUUCUUCUUUUUUUUCUUCCAAUUCAGACUAUGGUUGGGUGAUAUGGCCAAAAAUAUUAUAACAAUAUUUUUUCCAGAUCAUACGAUACUGAUAUUUAUCACGAUAUUAAUUUACCAUUAAUAGGGAAGGAAAUGCUUUCCACAUAUUUGUUAGAUCUAAAUGUAAAUAUGUAAACUAGUUUGUUCACAAUUAAACUCCACAGAGAGCUAUAUGCCUGUCUUUUAAUUUAGGGCCCCAUGAAAUCAUUUUUAAGAAUGUGUGACAGAAUGUGUGUCAUUUCCUUGUCUUUUCACUUUUGCUUUUGUGGUACACAAUGGACUGACAGCUUUCUUAGUGAUUCGUUAGAAAUAAUAUUAUUACUUUGAGAAGUACAUUUUAGUAGGCUAUACAGUAGUGAUACUCUAUAAUAAUUUCUUGAAGUUAAACCAAACUUUUAUUUUGACUGUUUUAGUUUCAGUUUCAGUGUGUAUUUUUCAGUUUUUCUCAAGUGAAACGGUGAAACAAAGAGGCUCUCAGAGCAGCUCUGGAGAUAAAGUGUGUUCAUAUCCUCAUAAUUGAGACUGCAGACGCUGAAAACACUAUGCAUCACAUGUGUGUUUGUGUAUCAGACGAAACCGCGCCAUUAAUUCACAAAGAGACCCGCAGAAAUAACUUAUUAGCAACAUGCACUGACAGGCUGUUGUCGCGUUUAUUUCUGCUAUGUGCUAAGCUGUUAAAUUAAUCCAUAUGAUAUUGUUUAUCAAUAACAGCCCUAAUUCAGACAUGAUCAGUUGUGUGAUUAGGAGGAAAAUAUCAGCAAGCUAAAUCUGUACCCAAUGAAAAAUAAUAUGUGAAUACACUAGAUAUACACUACUAUAGUAUAGUGUUUAGGCUAUAUUAUUAUAUUAAAUUAUUAUGAUAUAUAUCAUAUUGUAUCAUUUAUAUGCGUAUAUAAAUAUUCACGUUGCAACCUAGUAAUUUUAUAGUAAGAGUCUUUCAGUUGGUUAUUGGUACCAAGAAAGAAAUGAUGAUUGUCUUUUAAACGGAUGCAAUACAUGACAUGCUGUGUGUAAUAAGAGAGGAACACUGACAGACUGCCAGAAGCUUGGCAUCCCCUCUUGGCUCUAGUUUGAGUGCUCUUUGCCAGCUGAUAGACAGGACUCAAGUGUGAUGCCAGCUUUAUCUUUCAGAACAUUUCCGAGUCUCUGCACUUUUGCUUUUGUGGUACACAAUAGACUGACAGCUUACUUAGCGAUCUUUAUUUGGUAACAAACAGUCCACUUUAGACAUUCUACUAUCUAUAAGUAAUAUAGAUAAAAACAAAAACAGACACUCUAAUGAUUCUAUAAGUAACUUUGCAAGCACAUGUCAACUAAUUCUACUAACACUAACCCCAACCGAACAGUCUAUUAAUACUCUAAUGAGAGUUGGUUGACAUGUUGUAAAGUUACUUAUAGUUAGUAGAAUGUCUAAGUGGACUAUUGAAAUAUAGUGUAACCUUUUAUUUUAUUUUUUUUACUAGCAAUCAAAAUCUGUUUAAAAUAAUCACUGGACAAUUUAGAAAAUUAAACUUGCUGCUGUGCACAUCUUUUGGUUUCAACUGGACUUCAAAAAUGAUAUUAUUACUGACAUUUGUGUGUGUGUGUGUGUGUGUGUGUGAGAGAGAGAGAGAGAGAGGGAGAAAGAGAGAGACAAAAAGAAAGAGAUGUGUGUGUUCCAUCUGUUCUUAGAGGUAAAUCAAGCAUCAGUAGCACCAGACAGGAAUGGUUCAUUUAUUUUUUGUAUGUCCGUGACCUUGGCCCAAAUUCCAUUCCAUGACAGGAAUGGAGAGGAACCGUGUAAUCUCAGAUAGAAAUAGAUUUGCCCUCCGGUUUAGAUAGGACAAACCUAUGCUGAGCAGAGCUUUUUAGGAUGCGAGACAAUAAAUCCAUAACGAUUUCUGUUUUAGACAGAUGUUUCUUGACACACACAUACACACAGAUCCCCGCUUCCUUAGCAAACUUAUUAUUAAUGACUUCCCAUGGUGGAAGUGGUGAGUGUGAUAUGACAUUGUUUCCUGUUGUACUUAUAAUAAUCGCAGAUGCUCUUUACAAAACUGGAUACGAUCACACAGUUCCCUCAUCAGUACACAGAGAAACAAUCACUGCACUGAAGAGUUUAGAGGAACGCUGCCAGCGGAUCCUGCAGGAGAUGGAGGGGUCUUUGACGGCUCGGGACAGGGUGGGCAUUCAGGACUUUGUUCUCCUGGACGCCUACACCAGUGAGACAGCAUUUAUGGACAACCUCAGAAAACGGUUCAACGAGAACCUCAUAUAUACCUACAUCGGGACCCUCCUAGUGUCAGUUAAUCCAUAUAAGGAGUUGGGUAUCUAUACCAAGAAACAAAUGGACAUUUAUAUGGGAGUCAACUUUUUUGAGCUGCCUCCUCAUAUAUUUGCACUUGCUGAUAACGUUUACCGGACAAUGAUUAGUGAAACCAACAACCACUUCAUCCUCAUCUCUGGUGAGAGUGGUGCUGGUAAGACAGAGGCCUGUAAGAAAGUCCUGCAGUUCUAUGCAGUAAGCUGUCCCAGCACUAGACUCCUGGACAACGUGAGAGAUCGGCUCCUUCUUUCCAAUCCGGUGCUGGAGGCUUUUGGAAAUGCCAAAACCCUGAAAAAUGACAACUCGAGUCGAUUUGGAAAGUAUAUGGACAUACAGUUUGACCAUCAGGGAGCAGCUGUCGGUGGCCACAUCUUAAGCUACUUACUGGAAAAGUCAAGGGUGGUCCACCAAAAUCGUGGAGAGAGGAACUUCCACAUCUUCUAUCAGUUAGUUGAGGGAGGGGAGGAUGAGCUUCUUCGCUGGCUUGGUUUGGAGCGAAACUGUCAGAACUACCGCUAUCUUAUUCAGGGAGAAUGUGCCAAAGUGAGCUCCAUUAAUGACAAGAGCGACUGGAAAACCGUACAGAAAGCUCUUACUAUCAUUGAGUUCAGUGAAAAAGAUAUAGAGCAUCUGUUUGCGAUCAUUGCCAGUGUCCUUCAUCUCGGGAAUGUUCACUUUGAGGCCAGUUCUCUGGGUUAUGCCACAUUAAACAGCAGUGCAGAAGUACACUGGCUGUCAAAGUUAUUAGGCAUACCCUCAAACAUGUUACAGGAGGGUUUAACUCACAGGAAGAUUGAAGCCAAAGCAGAAGAGGUUCUAAGCCCUUUUACCGCUGAACAUGCAAAGUAUGCCAGGGAUGCACUAGCCAAAGCCAUCUAUGGCCGCACAUUCUCAUGGCUCGUUAAUAAAAUUAAUGAAUCAUUGGCAAAUAAGGAUUCAACAAGAAAGACAGUGAUUGGACUGCUUGACAUCUAUGGAUUUGAGGUGUUUGAUGUGAACAGUUUUGAACAGUUCUGUAUAAACUUCUGCAAUGAAAAGCUUCAGCAGCUUUUCAUCCAGCUCACGCUCAAAUCAGAGCAAGAGGAGUACGAGAUGGAGGGAAUUGAGUGGGAGCCAGUGCCAUACUUCAACAAUAAGAUCAUCUGUGACCUGGUGGAGGAGAAACAUAGAGGCAUCAUAUCAGUACUGGAUGAAGAAUGCCUGCGUCCUGGAGAAGCCACAGAUUUUACAUUCCUGGAGAAGCUAGAGGAGAAGAUGUGCGGUCACCCUCAUUUUGUCACGCACAAAUUGGCUGACCAGAAAACACGCAAGACCUUGGAACGAGGGGAUUUUCGACUCCUACACUAUGCCGGAGAAGUUACUUACUCAGUUGUUGGAUUUCUUGACAAAAAUAAUGAUCUUCUGUACAGGAACAUUAAAGAGGUCAUGCGACAGUCUAAGAACAGUAUUAUCCAGCAUUGCUUCCAUGCUAUUGAACCUGACGGCAAGAAAAGACCUGAGACGGUAGCCACCCAGUUUAAGAACAGCCUCGCAGGCCUCACUGAAAUCCUCAUGACCAAGGAGCCAUGGUAUGUGCGGUGCCUGAAACCCAACCACUGCAAGCAGCCAGAUCACUUUGAUGAUGUCAUGGUGAGACAUCAAGUCAAGUACCUGGGGUUAAUGGAGCACCUGAGAGUCAGGCGUGCUGGGUUUGCUUAUAGGAGAAGAUACGAAGUCUUCCUGAAAAGAUAUAAGGCUCUAUGUCCUGACACAUGGCCACACUGGAAGGGGACACCAGCAGAGGGAGUGCAGCGGCUCAUCAAACACCUUGGCUACAAACCAAACGAGUACAAGAUGGGAAGAACAAAAAUCUUCAUUCGCCAUCCCAGGACUCUUUUUGCCACUGAAGAUGCAUUUGAGGUCUGCAAGCAUGAACUGGCCACAAGAAUUCAGGCCAAAUACAAAGGCUAUAGGGUUAAAGGAGACUACCUGAGGCAGAGAGAAGCAGCUACCAAGAUUGAAACAUGUUGGCGGGGCCUUCAGGCCAGAAAAGAGAGGGAAAGAAGAGCCUGGGCUGUUAAAGUCAUCAAGAAGUUUAUUAAGGGCUUCAUGAACAGGAAUCAGCCAGUAAGCAUGGACAACUCUGAAUAUCUGGCCUUUGUCAGACAGAGCUACCUCACUCGACUCAAAGAGAAUCUGCCAAAAUCGGUAUUAGACAAAACUACCUGGCUGACUCCUCCACCAAUAAUGCAAGAGGCCUCAGUGCUCCUGCGUAAUUUGCACACGCGUCUCCUCGUACGUAAGUAUGUUCGAGGGAUCAGUGCACAGCGGAAGGUGCAGGUAAAAUUGUCAUUUUCACCUCUCAUUUAUCUGAACAUUUAUUUUCAUAUUUUAUUCUCUGGCUGGAAUCCAUUUAGAGUUCCAUUUCAUUUUCAGCUGCAAAUCAAAGCACUGACCAGUGACAUAUUCAAAGGCAGAAAAGAGAACUACCCUCAGAGCGUAUGCCAACCCUUCGCUGACACUAGGAUAAAUGAACAGGACAUAAACAUGAAAGUCUCACAGCUGCUUUGUCCUGAGGGCAUUGAGUACAGUGUUCCAGUGAUUAAGUAUGACAGGAAUGGCUUUCGGCCACGUUUCAGACAGCUGAUCUUCACCCAGGCUGCUGCGUAUCUGGUGGAGGAGGCCAAAAUUAAACAGAGGGUGAAUUACAGCUCCCUUAAAGGGGUGUCUGUCAGCAAUUUAAGUGACGACUUCCUGAUUCUCCAUGUCACAUGUGAUGACACAAAGCAAAAAGGGGACCUGGUCUUGCAGUGCAGCUAUCUAUUUGAGGCAUUGACAAAAAUCUGUGUAGUGACAAAAAACCACAGCCUUAUCAAAGUUGUACAAGGGAGUGUGAGGUUUGACAUCCAGCCUGGCAAAGAGGGCUUUGUGGAUUUUAAGAGCAGCAGUGAAUACAUGGUCUACAGAGCCAAGAAUGGACACUUGAUGGUGGAAUCUGCACGGACAAAAUCUCGGUGACACGUUUGACCUUUCAAACCUCCUGUACAAUGGCCCAAUUAAUGCAUUUCAGUCAAGUUUAGAUAGAGGCACACAAAUUAAACACUACAAUUUGCCCUAAAAGAACCUACACUCUAGAACAGUGUUUCCUAACAGUCUCCCUAAUCAAACAAACCCGCUUCUCCGUCCUUUAGCCCGUGACCCGGAAACCAAUCGAACUCAGCCAUCUUGAAGGGCAUCUCAAUUCUCUUAUUUCACCGUGAGGAGGCGAGGAGCGAGGAAGCUUCCUGAGGAGUCAUGAGCGAGGACACACAGGUGUAUCCUUCCCUCACAUCCUAAGGGCGUGGAGCUAAGAUGUGAGGAAAGGAAACGAGGAUGCACAAAUCAGAAAUGAGAAGCACCCAAGGACCAGGGUUGGGAAACACUAAAAUGUAAAAUUAUUUUUCAAGGGACAAAUCAUGAAAUAGCAUUGUAAUUUAUUCACCAAGAGGAAAAGGAAAACAAGUCAGACUGGUGUAUGAAGUAGUUGGAUUUUUAUUUUUUUAUUUGUUUUGUUUGUAUAAUAUCAGGUUAAAUUCUGUAUUUUAGUUGUGUACUUUACAUUGUCUUUGUUGUGUAUUUUAUAAGCCCAUGUUUUGUUGUAAGCAUCCAGCUUUUAAUGUAAAUUGCUAAGUUUUUUUUAUCAAAUUAAUUGAGUGUGUCUUGGAUCUUGCUAAUUGUGCAUGUUUCUGAUAGACAGAAUAUAGAAAAUGAGUUGAUUCAAAGCACAAACCUUUUUUCCCCCAACUGAAGAAGUGAUGUUAAUUUAACUUGUUAAUAUUUGAAAAUCAUAAAAGGUAACUCUUCAGUAAAAAAAAAAGCAAAUAUGUGUGCAAAAACAAAAAUUAUCGAAAUACUGUGUCAAUUUUGUUAGUGUAUUCUUUAUCCCAUAUUGCCAAAACCUCACAACAUAGGGCAUGCCAUCUUCUGCUUUGCACUGACAAAUAUAUAACAAAUAUAUUACAAAUAUCUGAAACACUGGAGCACAACAUUUGUUUAUACAUUCAAAUAUAAAAAUGCCAUUUGAUAUGAGACAGAACACACAUGUAAUAUCUGCAUAUAGAUCUAAUAAUCAUAAGUCCACAACAGGCAGGUGUCCUUUAAAUACUUUAUCUAGCCUAGUGCAUUCAAAUUUAUGUAGCUGUUGCAGUGUUAAAAUACAACAACCGUUAGCAUUUGUAUAACUCCAUAUAAUCAAGAUGUUUGACUGAAUGAUUAUGAAUCAUACUUUUUUUUUUAAAAAGUUAUUGUGAUGUCUUUGUGAUGUCUUUGUGAUGCACCCCCCCAAAUUCAGUUCAGCCAUGUGUAAACUAUUUGUAUUAUGACUGCAGUGAAUAAAGUGGUUCAUUAUUUAG